AUGCCAAGGACUAAUUACAAUAACACUGCCGGCCUGAAGUAUCAUACAACACAGGAAAUAUUAUUAUAUGGCACUCUGAGCAUGGGGCCGAUCUGCAUUUGCCUCUACAUCAACAGUGUCCUGCUGUUCACCUUGAGGAGUAAGUCGGUAUUUCGUGAAACCUUUCGCUACAUCCUGCUGUAUAAUCUUCUUUUUGCAGACACUGUUUACCUGGUAUCGAGCUCGCUGCUUUUACUGUUGGCUUCUUUUCAGAUAAAACUGACGUUUUACAUGUGCAGUGUUGUAAUAAUACCCCCACUGCUCGUGUACUCAGUCUCUCCUCUAACCUUAACGGUGAUGUCACUGGAGAGAUUCGUGGCCAUAUGCUAUCCACUGAGACACGCUGUCAUCAUCACCAUCAGAAACACAGGUGUGGCAAUCACUCUGGUGUGGCUCAGCAGUUCCCUCCGCAUCAUCAUUCGUGUUUUAAUGCUAUUAUGUUCAAACACUGAGUUCUCAUUUGACCUGCAGAUGAACGACUUCUGCUCCGAAGAGACCUUGUUUCUUGUACCAAUGUAUUAUUAUUUUGUCACAGCAUAUUCUGGCAUUGUCUUCCUGUCUGCAGGUGUCACAAUCAUCUGUUCCUAUAUAGGUGUGACACUUGUUGCCAGGUCUGCUUCAACAAACAAAGCCUCAGCCAGAAAGGCCAGCCAAACCCUUUUACUCCACCUGUUUCAGCUGGGCCUGAUUCUCAUCGCCACUUUUCACACCAACAUCAUCACAGCCGCUGCUACAAUCAUGGAGAGAUCACAUUUUUUACACCUUCACAACCUUUCCUUUAUUUUCCUCACCAUCCUCCCCAGGUGUUUGAGUACUUUCAUCUAUGGCCUCAGAGACCAAACCAUCAGGCCACUCCUCAUACAGCAUCUAUGCUGUCAUCAAAAGCUAAAAGAAAGGUCCGUUAGCCUUUAUAGAUUAAUCACAUAUUUCGAGCUAAGCCCUGCCCAGAUAGAGAAGCUGACCGAGGAGACCCAAGUGCAGAGUGCAUCACAACUGUGGCAUGAUGCAAGGAAGCUUCGACUGACUGCCAGCACAGCAAAGAAAGUCCCCAAACGGAGCAGAACUAACCCACAAAAAUUCCUCAACGAACACUUACACCCCACCUUCACUGGCAACACAGCAACAAAUUAUGGCAAAGAGAAUGAGGAAAAAGCCAUUCAGCUCAUGGAAGGACAGGGGCACACUGUGGAGAGGAAAGGCCUGGUGGUGUGUCCUGACCAUCCCUGGUUUGGAGCCAGCCCAGAUGGAAUUUUGGACUCCACACAGCUCCUUGAGAUUAAGUGUCCACUGAAGUGUCCCAUUGCAGACUUUCUCAGUCGGCCAAAUGGUGAUAUCAGAUGCUCAAGUGAUGGGAACUAUGUCAUUUUCCCUAAUGGACCAAGUGGAUACUACCUCCAGAGCUGCAAGCUGGUCAUCUGGACACCAACUGAGCACCUGGAGCUGGACAUGCCAUUUGACAAAGACUAUGCAGAUGUACAUGUGAAACACCUGCAGGAUUUUUAUUUUUCACACAUGCUUCCAAGAUUAGUGGAUGACUUUGUUGAGAAGAAGAUGAAGCUCUGCCCCAAAUACCUGAGUCUUUUGAAAAUACAGUGA
Myripristis murdjan (pinecone soldierfish) is the source of this 1635-nucleotide messenger RNA. Its product is annotated as olfactory receptor 7A10-like. Gene Ontology annotation, cellular component: membrane. The record is from RefSeq and is a predicted model, not a curated record. NCBI's taxonomy places the organism in Eukaryota, Metazoa, Chordata, Actinopteri, Holocentriformes, Holocentridae. The coding region runs from base 1 to 1635 and encodes 544 amino acids. The transcript is spliced from 4 exons. Gene Ontology annotation, molecular function: odorant binding; olfactory receptor activity; G protein-coupled receptor activity. Gene Ontology annotation, biological process: G protein-coupled receptor signaling pathway; detection of chemical stimulus involved in sensory perception of smell.